Messenger RNA from Thrips palmi, 897 nucleotides. RefSeq names its product peptidyl-prolyl cis-trans isomerase H. Lineage: Eukaryota; Metazoa; Arthropoda; Insecta; Thysanoptera; Thripidae. Gene Ontology annotation, molecular function: peptidyl-prolyl cis-trans isomerase activity. Gene Ontology annotation, cellular component: intracellular membrane-bounded organelle. Bases 150 to 704 code for a protein of 184 amino acids. The transcript is spliced from 3 exons. Gene Ontology annotation, biological process: protein folding; protein peptidyl-prolyl isomerization. The record is from RefSeq and is a predicted model, not a curated record.
UCCAUUCGUCGCGAAGGAUCGGAAACGUCAUAGAAAACGAGCAAGGCGUGCGGCUGCCGGCUGUUUGUGUAUGUUUGAGAAGUUAGGUUAUUUUUGUGUUAGAGUUUUAGCAGAAACGUUCUACUAACGGCUUCAACUACAGAUCUAAGAUGCCAACUUGGAAUCAAAUUCAGUCUCAGCUUCGACAUCCUAACAACCCCGUUGUAUUUUUCGAUGUCAACGUAGGCACAAUAGAAAUUGGCAGAAUGGUAAUGGAACUAUUUGCAGACAUAGUACCCAAAACAAGUGAAAACUUUAGACAAUUUUGCACGGGUGAAUACAGAAGAGAUGGAGUUCCUCUUGGCUUUAAAGGUGCCCCUUUCCACCGAGUAAUCAAAGAUUUCAUGAUCCAAGGAGGAGAUUUUGUCAAUGGUGAUGGAACUGGUGUCAUGAGCAUUCAUGGAGGAACAGCCUUCCCAGACGAAAACUUUACUCUGAAACAUGAUGCUCCAGGGCUGCUGUCCAUGGCUAAUAGUGGCAAAGAUACAAAUGGUUGUCAGUUUUUCAUAACAUGUGCAAAAUGUAAUUUCUUAGAUGGAAAACAUGUUGUAUUUGGUAGAGUUAUUGAUGGGCUUCUUGUCAUGAGAAAAAUUGAAAAUGUCCCCACUGGUCCUAAUAACAAGCCUAAAAUUCCAGUUGUUAUUUCACAAUGUGGACAGAUGUAAUUUCAUGUAAGAUCUCAACAAUGUACCAUCUUUGUUAGUGUUCUUAAAAACAUACAAAUAAUUAACUUUUCAUAAAAUAUAUUUAUCAUAAAUUGGUCAAAUUCAUUUUAGCAACAUGCAAGCGGUUCUCAAUUCAAGAGAAAGAAGAUAACAGUUGUUUGCUUAUCAGAAUAAAUAACUUUUGUGUACAACA